CUUGCGGAAGUGACGGCAGUGCCAAGUCCUGUGGGGGCGGUGGGAACGAUGAGGGGAGUGAGACGGUGGUAGUCGUUGUGUGAAGAUGGAGUUUCCCGGAGGAAAUGACAAUUACCUGACGAUCACAGGGCCCUCGCACCCCUUCCUGUCAGGGGCCGAGACAUUCCAUACACCAAGCUUGGGUGAUGAGGAAUUUGAAAUCCCACCUAUCUCCUUGGAUUCUGAUCCCUCACUGGCUGUCUCAGAUGUGGUUGGCCACUUUGAUGACCUGGCAGACCCUUCCUCAUCUCAGGAUGGCAGCUUUUCAGCCCAAUAUGGGGUCCAGACAUUGGACAUGCCUGUGGGCAUGACCCAUGGCUUGAUGGAGCAGGGCGGGGGGCUCCUGAGUGGGGGCUUGACCAUGGACUUGGACCAUUCUAUAGGAACUCAGUAUAGCGCCAACCCACCUGUUACAAUUGAUGUACCAAUGACAGACAUGACAUCUGGCUUGAUGGGGCAUAGCCAGUUGACCACCAUUGAUCAGUCAGAACUGAGUUCUCAACUUGGUUUGAGCUUAGGGGGUGGCACCAUCCUGCCACCUGCCCAGUCACCUGAGGAUCGUCUUUCAACCACCCCUUCACCUACUAGUUCACUUCAUGAGGAUGGUGUUGAGGAUUUCCGGAGGCAACUUCCCAGCCAGAAGACAGUUGUGGUGGAAGCAGGAAAAAAGCAGAAGACCCCAAAGAAGAGAAAAAAGAAAGAUCCUAAUGAACCUCAGAAACCAGUUUCAGCAUAUGCUUUAUUCUUUCGUGAUACACAGGCUGCCAUCAAGGGACAGAAUCCCAAUGCCACUUUUGGGGAAGUUUCAAAAAUUGUGGCCUCCAUGUGGGACAGUCUUGGAGAGGAGCAAAAACAGGUAUAUAAGAGGAAAACUGAGGCUGCCAAGAAAGAAUAUCUGAAAGCUCUGGCUGCUUAUAAAGACAAUCAAGAAUGUCAGGCCACUGUAGAAACAGUGGAGUUGGAUCCAGUGCCAUCAUCACAGACUCCUUCUCCACCUCCUGUGGCUACCGUUGACCCAGCAUCUCCAGCACCAGCUUCAACAGAGCCCCCUGCCCUGUCUCCUUCCAUUGUUGUUAACUCCACUCUUUCAUCCUAUGUGGCAAACCAGGCAUCUUCUGGGGCUGGGGGUCAGCCUAAUAUCACCAAGUUGAUUAUUACCAAACAGAUGUUGCCCUCAUCUAUUACCAUGUCUCAAGGAGGGAUGGUUACCGUUAUCCCAGCCACAGUAGUGACCUCCCGGGGGAUACAAUUAGGCCAAACCAGCACAGCUACUAUCCAGCCCAGUCAACAAGCCCAGAUUGUCACUCGGUCAGUGUUGCAGGCAGCAGCAGCAGCUGCUGCUUCCAUGCAAUUGCCUCCACCCCGACUACAACCCCCUCCUUUGCAACAGAUGCCUCAGCCCCCUACUCAGCAGCAAGUGACCAUUCUGCAGCAGCCUCCCCCACUCCAGGCUAUGCAACAGCCUCCACCUCAGAAAGCUCGAAUCAAUUUACAGCAACAACCACCUCCUCUGCAGAUUAAGAUUGUGCCUGGACCCACUCUGAAAAUGCAGACCACCUUAGUACCACCAGCUGUGGAAAGUAGUCCUGAGCGGCCUAUGAAUGCCAGUCCUGAGGCCCAUACAGUGGAGGAAACCUCUCCUGAUACAGUCUGUGAGAUGAUCACAGACGUAGUUCCUGAGGUUGAAUCUCCUUCCCAAAUGGAUGUUGAAUUGGUGAGUGGGUCUCCUGUAACACUCUCACCCCAGCCUCGGUGUGUGAGGUCUGGUUGUGAGAACCCUCCCGUUGCAAGUAAGGACUGGGACAAUGAGUACUGCAGCAAUGAGUGUGUGGUGAAGCACUGCAGGGAUGUCUUCUUGGCCUGGCUAGCCUCUAGAAAUUCAAACACAGUGGUGUUUGUAAAAUAGUCCUUCCUGUUCUCCACACCAGUGAAGAUUUACCUACCAGGAACAUGCCCAAGACCCUGCUUUUAAAACUCAAGCUGUGCUUCUGAUAGUGCCUGAUCUCAACCCUUGAUGGUCCCUUCAUGCUUCUCCCCUUUUCUCUCUUCAGCAAGGGGCUAGACUGUGGAGCAGGGCCAUUGAGUUUCCUAUAAUCUGGAAUUGCUUUUUACUUUCAAGUACAAGCAGAGAUGCCAGUGAUAAUAGCAGAGGAAAGGGUGAAGGGAAUAUGGACAAGCAGAACAUAGGGGUGGUGGUGGGGGGUUGUUUGAGGAAACUUCUUGGUAUAACUGUCAUAGGACUUGUCUAAAAGAUUAUUAAAAUUAUGAGAGUACAAAUCAGCUUUGAGCCUACCACAGUAUGCAUCCAUUUUAAAGGGGAUAAAAGCUUCACUAAACAGAGCUAAUAGUAUCACAUCUAUACAUUGCUUUUAGAAUAAAGGUUUUCAACACAGUAGGCACACUGGGCUGUAGGUAAAAUAACAUCACCUAGGAGGUUAUUUAUUCCUCUUUACAAUUAUUUCUGUAGUCAGUGUCCUUUCUUAUCUCAGUUAUCAGAGUUUCUGAAUUUAAAAGGCAGAAAUCUACAAAGUCCAAAGCUGUGUUCACUUGCGUUUGAAGAAAUAUCUUUUAAAAGGUAGGCCAGAGAUGUUCUCACUUACAUGAUACAUAGAAGCUAAUUCUCUGUACACCCUAGGCACUUACUUAAAACUUAAAAUGUACUUAUUUCACUGUUCUUGAAAAUAAACCAAAGAAUAAUAGACUAAGAAAGCCACAGAGCUGUGAUAGAAUAAGCAAAUGUUCAGAGCUUGAUAGCCCUAGAUUAGAUAAUCUAAAGUGAAGCUCAGAGUUUACCUUGAGAGGUGCUGUCCCAGACACUCCAUCCCUUUUAUUACCAUGUUCAUGUAGUUCUCGUUGCUAAUCACACUCAUCCUAUAUUACAUAAUCAACAUUUUAAUGCUUUCCAUGCAGUCAUUUAGUUUGAACCCUUACAACACAAUGAGGUAGGUAAUAUUUCCUGUUUACAUAUCCGGAAUCAUACGAGAGAUGAGUUACAUGAGAUAACAGUGUUGAGUGGCAAAGCCAAAAUUUGACCUCAAAAUCUAUAAUACAAACUUUUAUUUAAAUAAGGAAAAGAGCUAUUAUACAAAAUAUUACUCUUUAGAUGCAGCCUGCAGAGCCAUAGCUAUGGGUGCUUAGUUCUGUAGGGAAGUGCUUCUAUAGAUUUUUAGGUUUGGAGAUGAUACCAUCUGGAUACCUUUGCUUGAACCGGGCAACCACAUCAGGGUCUAGUAAGUGGAUCCCAUCCAGUUGGUUUCCAAGGGUGAUCCUGAAGCAUGGGGAAAAAUAAAGCAAACCAAAAUUCCUGGAAUUAAAAGGCCUUAAUAUUGUUAAAAAA
Messenger RNA from Pteronotus mesoamericanus, 3376 nucleotides. It is a transcript of the gene TOX4, whose product is annotated as TOX high mobility group box family member 4. The record is from RefSeq and is a predicted model, not a curated record. Gene Ontology annotation, cellular component: nucleus. The transcript is spliced from 9 exons. Gene Ontology annotation, molecular function: chromatin DNA binding. Gene Ontology annotation, biological process: regulation of transcription by RNA polymerase II. NCBI's taxonomy places the organism in Eukaryota, Metazoa, Chordata, Mammalia, Chiroptera, Mormoopidae. The coding region runs from base 86 to 1945 and encodes 619 amino acids.